UGUGAAAGGAUCAACAUGCCUUUGGCUAGAGAUUUACUCCACCCGUCCUUGGAAGAGGAAAAGAAAAAACAUAAGAAGAAACGUCUAGUUCAAAGCCCAAAUUCCUAUUUUAUGGAUGUAAAAUGCCCAGGUUGCUACAAGAUUACCACGGUUUUCAGCCAUGCUCAGACGGUGGUUCUUUGUGUAGGCUGUUCAACAGUGUUGUGCCAGCCAACGGGAGGAAAGGCCAGACUCACAGAAGGGUGUUCAUUUAGAAGAAAGCAACACUAAUGAUCACACAACCUCUUGAAUUUGUGUUAUAUCACAGCAAGCCUUAUCAGUUCAAUAAUUCCGGUUAAUCUACCAAGAUAAUGUAAUUAUAUUUAAUUUUGUAAGGUAUACAACAGUCAUCUCCUAUUUUGGUGUCAGUUUUUCAAUAAAGCUUUGAUUAUGGGCAAAAAAAAAAAUAA
This is a messenger RNA of Felis catus (domestic cat), 449 nucleotides long. Its product is annotated as 40S ribosomal protein S27-like. Gene Ontology annotation, molecular function: RNA binding; structural constituent of ribosome. The record is from RefSeq and is a predicted model, not a curated record. Lineage: Eukaryota; Metazoa; Chordata; Mammalia; Carnivora; Felidae. Gene Ontology annotation, cellular component: cytosolic small ribosomal subunit; ribosome. Gene Ontology annotation, biological process: ribosomal small subunit assembly; translation.